AUGGGGAUGAAAGAAUUAGCAGUAUGGAUUGUAAGUCUCUCGGUGGCAUGUGCUUUGAGAGUCUCUCUGGAACCAGCAAGAGCUCCCAACCACAACAACAGAAUCUGUAGCACCUGGGGAAACAGCCAUUUUAAGACCUUUGAUGGAGAUGUCUACCAGUUUAAUAGCACCUGUGACUACAACUUUGCCUCUGACUGUCACAACUCGCUUCCCGAGUUUUCUGUUCACAUCCAGCGGGCAGAUACAGAGGGCAAACUUCUCAUUGAAUCUGUGGUGAUAACCAUCAAAGAUUAUAUCAUCUUCUUGACUAAGGACACUGCUGUUGUCAAUGAGGAAAAAGUCUCCAAUGCAUUCUAUGGACCUAGACUUUUACUGGAAAGAAGCCACAGCUACACCAAGCUUUUCACUAAGAUGGGGCUCAUUUUAAUGUGGAAUGGUGAAGAUGCACUUAUGGUGGAACUGGACACUCAAUUCCAAAAUCAAACCUGUGGCUUGUGCGGCGAUUACAAUGGAAUUCAAGUGUACAAUGAGUUUAUUUCAAAAGAUGAAUCUUUCACCCCAAUCCAGUUUGUAAAACGGCAGAGAAUUUACAAACCCAAUGACAACUGUAAAGAUCCAGUUGAAGUGGGUACUGUGGUGGACUGCAGCAUGCAUAGGGGCAAGUGUGAAAUCUUACUGAGUGAGAGUGCUUGGGCAGAUUGCCUGAGUCGCGUGGAUAAAGAAGUCUUCAUUCAAGCUUGCAUGAAGGACAUUUGCAAUUGUCCAAACUCUGCAAGUGAUUUCUGCCUCUGUGGUACACUUUCUGAAUUAUCAAGGCAGUGCUCCCAUGCUGGCGGCAAACCUGGGAACUGGAGGAGUGACAGCUUCUGCCCCAAGAAGUGUCCAUUCAACAUGAUUUAUGAAGAGAGCCGUUCUCCAUGUUUGGAUACCUGUUUUAAUCAGGAUGCCAGCAAACUGUGUAAAGAACAUGAUAUGGACGGCUGCUUUUGCCCCCCAGGAAUGGUUGUGGAUGAUCUUUCAAAUACUGGUUGCAUACCAGCCACAGAGUGCAAAUGCUCACUGCAUGAUACAUAUUUCAAACCAGGAGAGAUCGUCAAGCAGGAGUGUGAGGAAUGCCUGUGCAACUCUGGCAAAUGGAUGUGUAAGAACCUGCCAUGUUCUGCAACCUGCUCUGUGGAAGGUGGAACCUAUAUCACCACCUUUGAUGGGAAGUCCUAUACUUUCCAUGGCAACUGCUACUACAUCUUGACAAAGAUUCCUGGAGACAAGGGCUUCACUGUUUUAGUAGAACUAAUUCCAUGUGGCACUCAGCAGCUGGAUGCUUGUAUGAAAACUAUGGUACUUCUGCCAGAUAACAACAGCAACAACGCAUUGUCUUUUGAAGCAGGUGGGAGAGUUUUUCAGAAUAAUGCUGAAAUCCACUUACCCUAUGUAACAGCCAACAUUAAGAUCUUCAAGCCUUCGUCUUUUCACAUCAUGAUCCAGACAGAGGCUGGCCUUCAGAUUCAACUACAACUGGUUCCCAUAAUGCAAAUUUAUAUUGCAUUGGAUCAUUCCAACAAAAAAAAGAUGGAAGGUCUUUGUGGAAACUACAAUGAUGCCCAGGCUGACGAUUUCAAGACAUUCCAAGGAAUAGUAGAGGGCACAGCUGCCUACUUUGCCAACACAUGGAAAGUCCACAGCAGCUGCCCAGACCAGAAGGACCACUUGGAAGACCCAUGUGCCAUCAGUGUGGAGAAUGAACAAUAUGCUGAACACUGGUGCUCUGCACUUCGGGAUGAAAAAGGACUCUUUUCAAAGUGUCAUACUAUGGUUGACCCUCAAGAAUACUAUAAGAAAUGCAAAUACUCCACCUGCAGCUGUGAAAAGAGUGAAGACUGCUUGUGUGCAUCACUGUCCUCAUAUGUGAGGGCCUGUAUGGCUAAGGGCAUCACCUUGGAAGGAUGGAGAAAGAAUGUCUGUGUUAAGUAUGCAGAAAGCUGUCCUGCUACAAAAAUCUUCUCCUAUGGUAUAAAGAGAUGUCAACAGACCUGCCGCUCCCUCAGCAUGGGUAGUCAGGCUUGCACUAUGAAUUUCAAACCCGUGGAUGGAUGCUCCUGCCCAGAAGGUUUUUACCAGAAUGACCAAGGGAGCUGUGUGCCCAAGGCAAAGUGCCCAUGCUACCAUAAAGGAGACUGGAUUGAACCUGGAAAGACUAUAAUGAUACAAGAUGAAAGUUGCAUCUGUGCAAAUGGGAGUUUGCAUUGCCAAGUUUCAGCACGCAAGAUAGAAGAAUCUCUCUGUACUGCUCCAAUGGUCUAUGUUAACUGCAGUAAUGCUAAGGUCGGUACAUCUGGAGUGGAGUGCAGGAGGACCUGCCAUAAGAAUGAUGGAAUCUGUUAUGCUGUGGAGUGCCAGUCAGGUUGUGUGUGCCCUUCAGGAAUGAUUGAUGAUGGCAGAGGCAACUGCGUUAAGGAAUUUCAAUGUCCCUGUAUUCACAAUGGAGCAUAUUACUUCAAUGGAGCACACAUCAAGGUCAAGUGCAACACAUGCGUCUGUCAGAGUGGUACUUGGCAAUGUACAACUAAGAAGUGCCCCGGAACUUGUACCAUUUAUGGAGGAGGACACUACAUUACUUAUGAUGGCCUGCGCUAUGAAUUUGAAGGAGACUGUGAAUACAUCGCAACACAGGACAACUGCAGAGAUCCAUCCAAGAAUAGCACCUUCAGUGUCAUCACUGAAAAUGUGCCGUGUGGAACAACAGGUGUGACUUGCUCAAAAUCCAUCAAAGUUUAUCUUGGGGAAACCGAACUUAAACUGGGAGAUGGAAAAGUUCAGCUCCAGCCACUUGAAAAAGAAAAAAAUGUAACCUGUAAAGUCCACAGGAUUGGCAUAUACUAUGCUGUUGAAACUGACAUUGGACUUACUCUUUUAUGGGACCGACGGACCACUGUUUACAUCACUCUAGCCCCAGAUUACAAGGGACAAGUCUGCGGUGUAUGUGGAAACUUUGAUGAUAACACAAAAAAUGACUUUACCACCAGAAAUCAGCUCAUUGUGGCGAGCCCUAUGGAAUUUGGGAACAGCUGGAAGGUUUCCAGUUCCUGUCCUAAUGUUGAUGUUGAUGUAGACCCCUGUUCCGUCUCUGCUCACCGAAAGAACUGGGCACAAAUACAAUGUAAUAUUAUUUUGGAUGAUGUGUUCAAGGCUUGUCACUGCAUGGUGGACCCCGUUCCUUACUAUGAGGCAUGUGUUCAUGAUUCCUGCGCCUGUGAUGCUGGAGGAGACUGUGAGUGCCUCUGCACAGCCAUUGCUGCUUAUGCUGCAGCCUGCAAUCAUGUUAACAUGUGCAUCAACUGGAGAAAUGAAGACCUCUGCCGUUGCUUCCCUCAGUGUCCUCCAGACAGACCAAUCUUCCAUGAGAAAAAUAAUACCUGCGUAGCUUAUGAGAAGUGUGGCUGUGUAAUUAACGGCACCUACUAUAACCCUGGUGACAAAGUUCCCAGUGAUGAACCAUGUCAGGAAUGUAUUUGCACAUCAUAUGACAAUAAAACGUGCAUCAGAAAUGAAACCUGCAUUACAAAAUGUGCUUGGACAGAAUGGUUUGAUGAUCACUACCCAAAUAAUGAAGGAGAAUAUGAAUUAGUACAAAAUAUUAAAGAUCUAAAUUGUGAAAAAAUUGAGAAGGUGGAAUGCAGAUCUGUCCCCUUCCCUGACAUAAGCCUAGAGGAUCUGGGCCAAACAGUCACAUGUGACAAUAAAGGACUGACGUGCCACAAUAAAAAUCAAACAAAGAUCCCUCCAAAAUGUUAUAACUAUGAAAUACGAGUAUGGUGCUGCACUCCAUGUUUCGGAACUCCAACUUCAACUCCAACCACCACCACAACAGAAUCUACAACAACUCCAACCACCACCAUAACAACAACAGAAUCCACAACUCCAACCACAACCACAGAAAGUACCACAAUCCCAACCACCACCACAACCACAGAAUCCACAACUACUCCAACCACCACUACAACAACAGAAUCUACAACAACUCCAACCACUACCACAACAACAACAGAAUCCACAACAACCACAACCACAGAAAGUACAACAACUCCAACCACCACCACAACAACAACAGAAUCCACAACAACUCCAACCACCACCACAACAACAGAAUCUACAACAACUCCAACCACCACAACAACAGAAUCCACAACAACUCCAACUACCACCACAGAAAGUACAACAACUCCAACCACCACCACAACAACAGAAUCUACAACUCCAACCACCACCACCACCACGACAACAACAGAAUCUACAACUCCAACCACCACCACAGAAAGUACAACUCCAACCACCACUAUAAUAACAGAAUCUACAACAACUCCAACCACCACCACAGAAAGUACAACAACUCCAACCACAACCACAACAACAGAAUCUACAACAACUCCAACCACCACCAUGCCACCAACAGAAUCUACAACAACUCCAACCAGCACCACAACAACAGAAUCUACAACAAUUCUAACCACCACCACAACAACAGAAUCUACAACAACUCCAACCACCACCACAACAACAACAGAAUUCACAACAACUCCAACCACCACCACAGAAAGCACAACAACACCGACCACCACCACAACUACAACGCCAACAACUACCACAACUACAACAACAAUCUCUACUACAAGACCACCAGGAUGUCCAGAUUUUGGCAAAGUAACUGGAGAGAUUUUUGAGAUCUGUAACUGCACCACAGUAAAGUGUCUUGAAAACAACACCCUGCAGUAUAUUCCUUAUAAUUGUACCCCACCAGAGAAAUUCACUUGUGCAAGUGGACGGCCCUCUAAUACUGUAAUGGAUGAAAAAUUCUGCUGCAAACUAGAGGUUUGUGAUUGUUACUGCACUGGCUUUGGAGACCCACAUUACAUUACAUUUGAUGGACAAUACUACAGUCAUCAAGGGAACUGCACCUAUCUGCUAGUAGAAGAGAUUCGUCCCAAUUAUGACAAUUUCAAGAUUUACAUUGAUAACGUUCAUUGUGAUAUUCGUGACCGAGUGUCUUGCCCACGCUCCAUCAUUGUAUCCUUUGAAUCCCAGGUCAUUGAAUUGAAGAACAUGGAAACAAAUGGGCGUGUAAAACUGAAGGUAAGUGUUUUUGUGAACAGUAAAGAAGAGCACCUGCCAUUCAAGAGAUACGGAAUGAAGGUUUACAGCUCAGGUCUCAACCUCAUUCUUGAAAUCCCAGAAGCAGAAAUAGAAGUGACCUUCAAUGGAGUGGCCUUUACAAUUAAGUUGCCUUACCAGAAAUUUGGAAACAAUACUCAAGGACAAUGCGGAACCUGCAACAACAACAGAGCUGAUGACUGCCUACUGCCAGGUGGACAGCUUGUGGACAGUUGUGAGGUGAUGGCAGACUACUGGCUUGUGGAAAACCCCAAUAAGUCUCAUUGCACACCACCAACGCUGCUACCAACUGUCCCUCCAUCAAAACCUACUUUGAAAACCUCUGAAGUACCAUGCACUGCCAACUCUCUCUGCCAGAUUAUCAAAAACAGUGUGUUUGAAGACUGUCACAAAUUACUGUCUCCAGAUCCUUACUAUGAAGCUUGUAUUUUUGAUGGCUGUCAAAUGCCAGACACAGAUAUUGAGUGUUCCAGUCUACAGAACUAUGCUUCCAUGUGUUCCAGCGUGGGUGUUUGUUUGUACUGGAGAAAUUUCACCAACAACAGAUGUCCAUCCACCUGUCCUACAACGAAAAUAUAUAAGCCCUGUGGACCACUGGAACAAGACACUUGUACACAACGGUCAACGGAUGUUAGCAACAUGACAACAGAAGGAUGUUUCUGCCCAGAUGGAACCACUUUGUUCAGUCCAAAUUCUGACAUCUGCGUGAAGAAAUGUGGAUGCCUUGAUCCCAAUGACAUACCUAGGAAGUUUGGAGAGAAAUUUGAAUACAACUGCCAGGACUGUAUUUGUGAUGAGGACACAAAGACCGUCAAGUGUGUAGAUCAUUCAUGCCCCGUCAUCCCAGAACCCAACUGCAAUGACCCAGGCUUUGUGCUUUCCAACGAGACAAGUGUGGAUGAUCCUUGCUGCACAGAACUGAUCUGCAGAUGCAACAUUUCUUUGUGCUAUCCAAAUCACCUAAAAUGCAGCCCUGGAUUCCAAUCAGUUACAAAAAUAGAAGAAGGCAAAUGCUGCCCUGUCUACACCUGUGAGCCAAUGGAUGUUUGUGUCUUCAAUUCUGUGGAAUACCAGGUUGGAGUUCCAGUUCCGCUAGAUAAAUGCCAGACAUGUGUCUGCAGCCAAGAAAUCGAUCCUAAAGAAAAACUACACAUCAUUAACUGUGUGCCUGUGAAAUGUGAUGAAACUUGUGAGCCGGGAUUCAGAUAUCACCCAUCAAAGGAGGAGUGCUGUGGCAAGUGUAUCCAGGAGCAAUGUUAUAUACAAUACAAGGGAACCAAUCAGCUGAUCAAGCCUGGUGAAAAAUGGUCUCCUGAACACGAUAAAUGCUCUGUACACAGUUGCAUCCACAUCAAAGAUACCGUCAUAUCAACUGUAGCAAAAAUUGUGUGUCCUGCAUUCCAUCCUAAAAACUGCCAACCAGGAACUAUACAGACUGCUCCUGAUGGCUGCUGUAAAACAUGUCUGGAGAAGAACAAGUCCUGCAAGCUUCAGACAAUUACCAGCUUUAUAACUGAUAGGGGAUGCAAGUCUUUACAACCCGUUAAAACAACAUUCUGUGAGGGCGCCUGUAACACCUACUCCAAAUACUCUGCCUCAGCAGCCAACAUGCAGCAUAGAUGCACUUGCUGCCAGGAGGUGAAGACCCACAAUGAAACCAUCAGUUUGGCCUGCAGCGAUGGAACCAUUAAGCCUUAUAAUUACAUCUACGUGGACAAAUGCGACUGUCGCACCACUUCUUGUGGGCCUGACUUCAGUAGAACAAGAACCCGGAGAUACCUUCCGAAAACUGCAAGAUGCCUUGAUCCCGAUAACGAACCUCGGGAGUUUGGAGAGACAUUUGUAUACAACUGCCAGGACUGCACUUGUGAUGAGGACACAAAGACCGUCAAGUGUGUAGAUCAUUCAUGCCCUGUCAUCCCAGAACCCAACUGCAAUAACCCAGGCUUUGUGCUUUCCAACGAGACAAGUGUGGAUAAUCCUUGCUGCACAGAACUGAUCUGCAGAUGCAACAUUUCCUUGUGCAAGCCAAAUGACAUAAAAUGCAGCCAUGGAUUCCAAUUAUUUACAAAAAUAGAAGAAGGCAAAUGCUGCCCUGUCUACACCUGUGAGCCAAAGGAUGUUUGUGUCCACAAUUCUGUGGAAUACCAGGGAUUCAAAUAUCACCCAUCAAAGGAGGAGUGCUGUGGCAAGUGUACCCAGGAGCAAUGUUAUAUACAGUACAAGGGAACCAAUCAGCUGAUCAAGCCUGGUGAAACGUGGUCUCCUGAACACGAUAAAUGUUCCGUACAGAGUUGCAUCCACAUCAAAGAUACCGUCAUAUCAACUGUAGCAAACAUUUUGUGUCCUCCGUUCCAUCCUGAAAACUGCCAGCCAGGAACUAUACAGACUGCUCCUGAUGGAUGUUGUAAAACAUGUCUGGAGAAGAACAAGUCCUGCAAGCUUAAGACAAUUACCAUCUUUAUAACUGAUAGGGGAUGCAAGUCUUUACUACCCAUUGACAUGACAUUCUUUGAGGGCGCCUGUGACACCAGCUCCAAAUACUCUGCCUCAGCAGCCAACAUGCAGCAUAGAUGCACUUGCUGCCAGGAGGUGAAGACCCACAAUGAAACCAUCAGUUUGGCCUGCGACGAUGGAACCAUUAAGCCUUAUAAUUACAUCUACAUGGACAAGUGCGACUGUCACACCACUUCUUGUGGGCCUGACUUCAGGAGAACAAGAACCCGGAGAUACCCUCCGAAAAUUGCAAGUGAGGAGUUUCAUUGAAAACGCUAUAAACACAUGAAUGAAUUUUGUCACUUUGACCAUGCACUAGUUUUCUGAAUGAAAUCUCUAUUUAUUGUUCUUUUGCUUCAUGCUAUUAAUAUCAGCUGCUAAUUAGUCACUUUUUUCAUGUGUUAGAAGUAGAUGUUAAAGCCUUGCAUAUUAAUAACUAAAUUUUACUUUCUUAACAAAUAAAAACAAUGUGAAAUAUUCUUGUCUAACAUUUCUCAUUCUAAGUAUGUCAUAAAUGAAGGCUGACCCUGCACUCUGAUCUCCAGAGGUCAUAUGAAAAGACAUAAUCAUAAUCCCCUCAGGGAUUAAAACAGUGUUCCAAAAAUAAUUAAAUAACCUAAGCUGUAUAGUGCAGUAUGUGGUAGGCUCUAGCAUGCUGAGUAAAGGGGCCUUUUAUUUCUGCACUUGAGGGGUGCUCUUAGUUUAUUUUUGUGGGCUGACAUAAUCAGAUACAUACAGGGAUACACAAAGUUGUACUUCAAAUGCAUGCAAUGAGCAGUUCAGUUUACUUACAAAAAUAAGCUAAGGUCAAUCGUUAAUCAUUUCAGACCCCAGUAGCUCUGAUUGCUUUCUAUACCACAUUACUAUUAAUAGGACUGCAUAUUUGGCUGAUGCCUUUAUCCAAGAUGAUUUUCAAGAUCAUGAUACAAUACAAAAAUUGGCACAAAAUGGAAUUACGAGGCUUACUCAGGAUCACGUAGCAUAUCAGUGACCCUGAGGUCUUCAUUAUAUACUGCACAUCAGAUUCAUUUUGAUUGUGUAGAAGAUGAUUACAGUUUUGAUAGCUUAACAUGUUCUUAUUUGCAUCAUUUAAAAUUAUACAUCAUUCAGAGAAUAAUUUUUGGUAAUUCCACAUAUGUAGUUACCAUAUGUAAAGCUGUGAAUGGGAAGCAGGAUUAGAGAAUGUAUAUUAUAUCUUCAGUUAUUGUCUGUUGAUUUAAAUGGCCAAUUUGUUUAUUGUGUGUUUCUGAAGUACAUAACCAGAGUUUAUCUGUAAACUUAUUCAGCCUUAGCAACUGUUCCAUUUAAACCAAACAUCAUAAUCUUUACUGAUAGGUGAGCAAAUAAAACUUAGCAUAGCGAAAUCAUUCUGUCCACAUACCCCUCUUUUUGUUCCAAUCUUGUUGUCUGGAAUUCCUCAUCCAUGGUGGCCAAAAAACACAUUUUCAUUCACUCCCUUUCUAAAUGCGCAAGACUGUAAAGGGGCAAGAAUUGGGUGGGUUCUGUGUGUAUCAGCAGACAGCAAUUUGCUUUUCCAGCGACCAUGAUAAAAUACAGUUAUCAUUUAUCAUAAAUUAUGUAAUAUGUAAACCACAAAAGGAAAAAAUGUGGUUUAAAGAAGAGCAGAAAGUGAAAGGAGCAGAAAGUGAAAGGACCAUUGGGUCUGUGGUAGUGCUGCAAACCUCUGGUGAAAAAUAAGUCAAAACAGGAGGAAAGUUCUGUCAACUAAACAAGUAAUAAUUUCUGUUUGUCUCUCCUUGUAUAAUGCAACAUAUCAACAUAAAGUGAGUUUCAGCCACACUCCAGGUCCUACCUGAAUGACAGGAGGCAGAAAUUCGGUAAUACUUUACAUUAAGUGUCCAUAAUUACACUGUAACUACUAUGUAACUACAGUGCAAAAUGGUUAACAAUUUUGGCUCACAGAUCCUUUAUCCUGAGAUGGAAUUCUGUCUGGAGAUAUGUGUGUA
Polypterus senegalus (gray bichir) is the source of this 9629-nucleotide messenger RNA. RefSeq names its product mucin-2-like. The record is from RefSeq and is a predicted model, not a curated record. Gene Ontology annotation, cellular component: extracellular matrix. Gene Ontology annotation, molecular function: protein binding. The transcript has 53 exons. The coding region runs from base 1 to 7932 and encodes 2643 amino acids. Lineage: Eukaryota; Metazoa; Chordata; Cladistia; Polypteriformes; Polypteridae.